GUCAAGUAAAAACUUUGACACUGUCAAUUAGUCAUUUGUGUAUUUAAUAUUUAAUAAUUGAAAAUAGAAAUAAUUGGAUAAAAUGUCGAUCGAAAUUUUGCAAUCGGAUUGUAAAAGAGCCGUAUCGAAAUUGAGCUCGUUAACUAAUAGCGAGUUAGAUGACAUUAUGAAUAAUGAUGAGAAAAUACAAGAUAUCAUCACUCAGUUAGAUCAGUCAUAUCUAAAAGAAAUUGAAAACGAAAAAGAAAAUGUCAUUGUAAGUAACACCUCUAUGGCGGAAUACAAUUUAUCAAAAGAACCCGAACUAGUCGAAGGUCGUGAAAAAAUUAAAGAAUUAUCCGAAAUGGGCGAACAAUUGACCAAAAGUAUUGAAGAUAAGUUGAAGGAAUUAAAGGAAAAAGGGGGUGACAUGUCUCUAGAAACAGCCUUAGCAUUGUUACAAACCGCUGCUAGCGAAAUGGAAGAAGAAUCCGAAAAGACGGCGAAAAAGUUGUUAGAAAAAGAAGUGGAAAUAGACGAUUUCCUCGACGAAUUCCUGGAGAAACGUAGAAUAAUGCACAUGAGAUUAGUAAAAGCGGAAAAACUAUCGAAAAUCCUUCAAAGAGAUCCAUCGCUGAAUAACAUCCCUAAUUACAUAAACGCCCCUCCGGUCAGCAUCAAUUCCAACUUUUUCCCGGGUAUUCCAACGAAUCCACCAUCGAAUCUGCCAUAUCCUGUGGGACCUCCAUCGGUACCUUACCCCACCGGCCCCUUAAAUAUGCCAAUGCCACUUCCGCCUAGACCCAAUUACUUUCAAAACUAUUAGACCCAUCAUACGAAAAUUUUAAGAUAGUGCACAUUUUUAUACAUAAGUUUAUGCCAUAUGAAUGCAUUCAAUAAUAACGUAGGUUAGUUAAGUUUUUAGAUUUUUAUGUACGCAGUUAGGCAAUUACUUUUAGAUGGCCAUAAAAGAUUAUCACAGAAAAUGGAAAGUGGCUGAAAGCUUUUAUUUCCCAAAAUGGAUGUAUAUUUUAAAAAAUAAAUAGAAAGGUGUGCCAAUGUUGGGAAUUUCAUAAAUGUUUAUUCGGUAUUUUUAAAGAUUAAAAAUCGUUUUGUAUAUACAAACGCAAUUUUAAUAUAAUGUGAUAACCAAUAAUAAUAAUAAAUCCCCGAGAAAAAUAAUUUACUGUACCAUAUAAUAGAUAUUACAAUUUAGUAUUAGCGUUAAAAACUGUUAUAUCUAUAUGCACAAUGGGUUUAAACUAUUAAUAAAUCGUAUUUUUUAACAAAUUAACUACUUUACUA
Molecule: messenger RNA, 1284 nt
Organism: Phyllotreta striolata
Lineage: Eukaryota; Metazoa; Arthropoda; Insecta; Coleoptera; Chrysomelidae
Source: the annotation of a GenBank genome assembly